Messenger RNA from Brettanomyces nanus, 1326 nucleotides. RefSeq lists its product as uncharacterized. Gene Ontology annotation, cellular component: nucleolus. NCBI's taxonomy places the organism in Eukaryota, Fungi, Ascomycota, Pichiomycetes, Pichiales, Pichiaceae. The transcript has 3 exons. The record is from RefSeq and is a predicted model, not a curated record. Gene Ontology annotation, biological process: ribosomal large subunit assembly. Gene Ontology annotation, molecular function: protein binding. The coding region runs from base 1 to 1326 and encodes 441 amino acids.
AUGGACUCGCCGUAUCUGUCGGAAAGGCAGUUAACUGAAUUGCAUAAAUCCAUUGUUCAGUAUCUUGGAUCUAAAGCAGAUCGGGACUCCGAUAAUGAUUACACAUUACUUGACUAUCUAAAGAAAAUAUACGAGCUCGAAAAGCAAUUACAGGAACAGACUAAGAUCAUCGAAGAUUAUGAUACACUACUCCAGAAUGGUAACGGCAGUACUGUCACCAGGGAUAAAUAUCAUUGGUUUCCCAAGAGGGUGCGCGCUACACUCAGGUAUCAUCAGGCAUCUGUUACUGCUCUGGCUUUUCAUCCAUACAACCCAAUACUGGUAACGGCUGGCCAGGACGGAGACCAUCAACAGUCUUUGCUUUCAGCAUACAGCCACUUCAGUGACUCGUCUGUUUAUCUUGCGUCUGCUUCUUCUGAUUUACUGGUUAAGAUUUGGGAUCUCAAUAGCACCGCUUACAAUGUACCUAUCCGUACCCUUUCGGGCCAUAGUCAUCUCGUUUCUGCUGCACUCUUCAGUAAGAUCGAUCCUUCUAAACUAGUAACCUCGUCAAGAGAUUGCACGAUCAAAGUGUGGGAUGUGACUUCCGGUUGGUGUAUCAAGACUAUUCAAGGCCAUUCGGACUGGGUGAGAAAUCUCGACUUGGUGUCAGACUCUGAAGGUGAUGAGUUUUUACUCAGUUGUUCCAACGACCAGUCCGUACGAUUGACUCAUCUAAACUCUGGCACUGGUAUAGGGCUUUGCAUAGGACAUGAGCAGGUCGUUGAGGACGUUGUAUUCAUACCAUUGCAAAGGGAGACUAAGGAGAUUGAUGAUCCACUCUACUUAAAGUUGAACUACAAAUACUGUGCCAGUUGCGGUCGUGAUAAUCUUAUCAAAAUUUGGAAAUUGCCUCUACCAGAUCUGACUACUGGUGUUCCUAGGCCUAGUGCUGAUCCCAGAGGUAAGCUGGUAUAUCAAAUUGAAGGACAUACCACUUGGGUGCGUAAAUUAGCUAUUCAUCCCAACGGUCAAUUUCUUGUCAGCUGUUCUGACGACAAGACCAUCAAGUUCUGGGAUUUGAAGUCAAUUUUCAGUGCAAUCGAAGGGGGAUCGGUAGAUGCCUCUGCAUCCGGCGGAAUUCGUCCAACUGUCAUCUUGAAAGAUCAUGAGAAUUUUGUCAACGUGAUUCGAUUCGCAGAUCCAGUGCUUGCUGAUGACUACGCGAAGUUUGCCCACAGUACUGAUGAGAAGGACCAACACAAAGCCAAGAAACUGCUAGCUCAGGGAAUUAGGUGCUAUCUCGCCAGCGGGUCUGCCGACAACACCGUCAAAGUAUGGGUGUAG